AUGAUGAUUAUGAGUUAUCACAGUUUUACUGAUUGUACUUUGAAAGCAGGAAAGUCAGUGAUUGGUGCAUUCAAUGUUAACUCUGUUAAUAUCUCAUUUAUGAAUCUUAUGUUUUGGGUAGAGGAUGUGCAGGAUGACCUGAGCUGGAUGUUGAAAAGAAUUCAAGCGGAGACAGAGAAAGAGAAAUUAUUGAGAAAGAGGAAGAGGCAAGAAAAAGAAGAUGCUCCAUAUGUGCCAUCUCCACAACAUGUUUCUGGUUCUCAAACACCUCCUUCAAGUGGUAGAAAGAAGGCAGGGGCAAGAAAGAAAGUUUUGUCUCCAAAGAUCCGGAAAGUUACUCCAAAGAUUUCAAAGCUGAAGAUCGUCUUAAAGAAGAAACCUUCCAAAGAAUCUAGGAAAUCAGCAACACCACUACCUGAGCCAACACCACAAUCACUAAUACAAUCACCUCCACGACAACCAACACCUCCACAACAACCUUCACCUCCAAGACAACCAACACCUCCACAACAACCUUCACCUCCAAAACAACCAACACCACCUAGACAACCAUCACCAAUACACCUUUCACCACUACAUCUUUCACCACCACAACAACAAACCUUACUUACAUCGCAAGAUAUAUUUAAAACACCACCACUCACCCAAAUUCAACUAACUCCUGGUUCUUCUGGUCACAGAGGUCUUCACAUUCCUCCGGAUAAUCUUGAAGACAUUGGAGAUUUAGGCUUUGCAAAUGAUGAACAAGUUAAGAAGUUGGAAAAGAAGAUGGAUGACGUGUUGAAUGAUAACAAAGUAAUUGCAGCUGAAAGCAAAAAGGUGUCUGAUCGUGAAAAGAUUCUUGAAAUGAGAGUGAAGAGACUGGAGACUGAUAACAAAGAAUUACUAAAGAAGAUUUACAUUGAUCAAUCAGAGAUUGAUAUCUUGAAAGUGCGAGUUGCUAAAUUGGAAGAAGAAAAAGCUCGAAGAGAUGAACAGAACAAAUACUUCGAGAUGAAAAACAAAGAGCUUGAAGCAGCAAAAGCAUUUAGAGAGCAUGAGUUCUAUAUGUUGAACAAAGUUGUUGAAAGUAUGCUCGGAACGUCAGUUGAACAAAGAUUCGAAGAGAUACAGGUUGAAGAGUUUAGGGCAAAACGCCAAGCUGAGAUCGAUGAACAGAUGAAAGAUAAGGGUAAGGGUACUGAAGGCAGUGUGACAGUUGAAGAAAGAUCAAUUGUUCCAUCACUUGUGAUUGAAAACCCUAUUCCAUUAUCCUCUAUAUCUGGUGUAUUUGAAGAGGAUGUAUCUUUAGAGGAGCUUGCUAAAGAUGACGAUGAUGAGAAAGUCUUCUCGGCAAGCAGUCAUGGUUCUGAUAACGACGAUGACGAUGCUCAAGGUGGUAUGGGUAUAAAAGUGACUGAAGCUUCCAAAGAAAGAACUGUUGAUGAUUUUCUAAAUGAUUAUGUGAAUGAAGAGUCAGUGGAAGAAGGUGAACACUUUUAUACGUAUUCAUUGGAAGAGAUCAAAGAAAUGACGCGUAUGGUGAAUCCGGAUUUCAAAUUUGACUUUGAAGAAGAAUUAAAUGCAUUCGACAUCAACCACCAACCUGAAUACGAGUAUAAGUAUGUUGAGGAUGCUGACAUGUACGACAGGGUUGAGGUUGAGGAUUGGACAGAUGAUGAGAGUGUUAGUGAAGACACUUCUAAGUAUCCUACGUUGAUGGAGUUCUUUACAGAGGAGAAUAGAGAUGAGUUAAGAAGGAAGGUCGUAGAGAUCUUAAAAGAUAAAAAUUUCGAUGGUACUCCGAAAGAUAUGCAAAAAGAAGAACGGUAG
Messenger RNA from Helianthus annuus (common sunflower), 1812 nucleotides. RefSeq names its product formin-like protein 5. The transcript has 4 exons. Bases 1 to 1812 code for a protein of 603 amino acids. The record is from RefSeq and is a predicted model, not a curated record. Lineage: Eukaryota; Viridiplantae; Streptophyta; Magnoliopsida; Asterales; Asteraceae.